CAGUCAGCUGUCUGUCACUGUCAAGUCGCUGAAGUCGGCAGUCAGCUUUAAAAAACAACACAAAAAAAAUUAAAUAAAAGCAGUAAUCAAAAACCUCCAAGCCAUUUAUCAUUAAAAAUUAGUGGUAUAAAAUUGUGCAAGUUUUUUUUUUGCAAUAUGUCGCAGGCCCGGUUUACAUCGUGCAUUCCUUUGCCGUUGGAACACAAGUCGUUGGUAGGAGUUAUUGAGAAGGCCAAAGAUUGGGCUUUGAUGCACGGAGUAGGCAUGAGAGACAGGAAGAACUUCACCAAGGAUGCUAUCCAGAUUGCACCCUUUGUACUCCUGCCGUCUCCAUUCCCCCGGACAGAGUUCAACAAAGCUGUAGAACUGCAGCAAGUUUUAAAUGAGCUCAUGCAUAAGGUUGCCCACGAUGAUGACUUUCUGGAGCACACUUUACAAAACGCCCUGCAGGUGGAUGAGUUCACGGCAAACCUCUACGAGAUAUGGGUCAAGGUUCGGAACGAGGGCAUCGCUCAGCCGGUCUCGCUAGGCAUGCUGCGCUCCGACAUCAUGCUGGAGUCGCGCUGCCCCCACACAGAGAACCAGUGCGCGAAGCACACGCCCUACUGCUCCUGGAAGCAGGUGGAAAUCAACAGCAUCGCUUCGGGGUUCGGCCAUCUCGGCCCCGUCUCCAGAGAGAUCCAGAGCUACAUAUUGCGGCAAUUGGGAUACGCUGAUCUUAUAAAGAACAUGCCAGAAAACAAGGCCCUAUCCGGCCUCUGUUCCGGUAUCAUAGAGGCCUACGACCUCUUCGGUGUCACUGGUUCAGUGGCCCUGUUCGUGGUUGAAGAGGUUUCGUACAACAUCUGCGACCAACGCUUCCAUGAGUUCGAGAUAUCGGAGACUAGACCUGACAUUAUAAUAUACAGAAAAACACUAAAUGAAAUAUUUGAAGAGACAUCACUCAACGACAAGAAACAAUUGAUGCUAGACGAUAAAGUAGUCGCCGUAGUGUACUACAGAUCUGGGUACGAGCCGGCACAAUAUCCGACUCAAAAGGAAUGGGAUGCCAGACUCAGGGUAGAACGAUCCACAGCAAUCAAAUGUCCGUCCAUACACUACCAGCUGGCUGGUACGAAGAAGGUGCAACAGGCGCUAGCGGCGCCCGGCGCUCUCGAACGAUUCUUAGGUGCUGGCGCUAUUUCGGGCCGCGUACGAGAUAUCUUCACCGGACUGUAUUCGCUGGACUUUGACGACAGCGGCGAGAAAGCGGUCGAGAUGGCUCUGGCAGACGCUGAAAGGUUCGUGUUAAAACCCCAGCGCGAGGGCGGCGGCAACAACCUGUACGGAGCCGACGUCCGCGAAGCGCUACUCAAGAUGAGACACAGCCGGGAGCGAGCCGCGUACAUCCUCAUGGAACGGAUAUUACCACCACUGGUUUCCGGAUACGUGGUCCGCCCGGGCGGGCCAGUGCCACCGCCGCUCACGGACCUGGUCUCCGAGCUCGGUAUCUUCGGCGUCAUUAUCGGAUCAAAAAACAAAAUCUACAGCAACCGGCAGGUAGGGCACAUGCUCCGUACAAAACUAGCGGAUGCCGACGAAGGUGGGGUCGCAGCCGGUCUGGGAGCUCUCGACUCACCGUAUCUACUAGACUUGUAACUUACCUUACCUUACUGUAACCAUGGAAACUGAUAAGUUACAAGCUCGAAGGCGGGAUCGGAGCCGGUCUGGGAGCUCUCGACUCACCAUACUUACUCAACUUGUAACUUACCUCACCUAACUGUUACCAUAGCAACCGGCAAGUAAGGCACAUGCUGCAGACAAAGUUGGCCUUAAGGAUCGACUCGCCGAACCUACUCUACUUGUAACACACCUUACCUUAGCUGACUGUAACCAUUAGCAAAGGGUAAGUAAGAUCUCAUCACAAGAUACGAACUAAACUUACCUCGGGGCUCUUGAUCACCGUAUCUACUCGACUUGUAACUUACCUACUGUAACCAUAGCAACCGGCAAACACAAGCGAGCGAAGCUCACUUUAGGGCUUAACUUGCCGUACCUACUCCACUUGUAACUUACCUUACUGUAACUAUAGCAACCGGCAAGAAUAUGCUGUGAACGAAGCUCAAUUUGGGACUCUAGACUCGUCGUGCACCUGGCUGUAACCAUGGCAACCGGCGACUAGGUAUCUUCGGACUUAGUUCCCUGAUACUGACGAGAACGGGGUCAGAAAUCAGAAGUAUUGACUUUAUUUUGUUACUUGUAUUUAAUUUGGGACCCCUAGGUUGAAUAUCGUGUAGCAAACUUUCGCUAUUUAGAGCUAAUAUUUUAACUCUGUCAUAAUGUUUACCAUGGACAACAUUACGUUUCGUUCUUCACAUUAAACUAUUUACUUGACUGACACUGACACGACAUAUGUCGAAAACCGUAAUGAUAGCAUUUUGCAAAGAGGUUAUGAGUCAAGGGUCGAUUAGAUAUGACAUUUCAUGUCUUAACUUGACUAUAACUUGACAUUGAACAUUAUUGCACUAAAGUGUCGACCUUAUUGCAUUAUGUGUGUUGUGUCGGAAUAAAUUAAUUUUAAUUUAAUUUAAUUUAAUUAUGAAUGUUCUAAUAACAUUUAACGGAAAUGGGUCACAAAUGAAUGCUCGUGACUGUACCUACGGUUCACCUUGGCCUGACGAUUCAAUACAUAACUAAGGAAGAAGGAAAGAACCCUGAAGCUACAUACGUUUAUUACGUAGAUAAGAGCCGUAAGAGGUACCUUUAGUAGUAGAUCAUUUUUAAUUGGAAACUGUGAUCUCGUCGUUCAGCUGACUAGUGGAAACUUGCAAAGUGAAAAUUAUACUUUUGGCCGAAUAAAGUUGCCCAAGGAAUGUGCCGUUGCUAUUGACACCAAGUAUUUAUGAGUGUAAAAUAUUUUUUAUGAAUGAAAAAAACAUGCACAUACCAGUAUUGCUAUUACCAUCAAAUGUAUGUGUAUAAAAUAUUUUUUUAUGAAUGAAAGAACAUGCACAUACCAGUAUUGCCAUCAAAUGUGUGUAAAAUAUUUAUGAAUGAAAAACAUGCACAUACCAGUAUUGCUACGUAUUGCCAUCAAAUGUAUGUGUGUAAAUUUUUUUUUUAUGAAUGAAAAAACAUGCACAUACCAGUAUGUAUUGCAGUGCUAUUGCCAUCAAAGGUGUGUAAUUUUUAUUAAUGAAAUUAACAUGCACAUACCAGUAUUGCUAUGGCCAUCAAAUGAAUGUGCAAAAAAAUUUUUUUAUGAAUGAAAAACAUGCACAUACCAUUAUGUAUUGCCAUCCAAUGUAGGUGUGUAAAAUAUUUUUUACGAAUGAAAAACAUGAACAUACCAGUAUUGCCAGUUGGGAUAAAAAAAAAAUGUAAAACUUGCCGAUGUCGCAAUAUUGUUUGAAUUUCAGAUACCGCAUUUUUUAUCUUUUACUUGGGAAUAUUUUUAUUCUGUAUUAGAAUUACAUUCCAAAGAUUUUUUUAUUAUUAUUUUAUCAUGAAAUAAUUAAUGGGUUUGUACAGUAAACUUAAUGUAA
Molecule: messenger RNA, 3524 nt
Organism: Leguminivora glycinivorella
Lineage: Eukaryota; Metazoa; Arthropoda; Insecta; Lepidoptera; Tortricidae
Product: glutathione synthetase-like
Exons: 13
Coding region: 157-1638 (493 amino acids)
Biological process (GO): glutathione biosynthetic process
Cellular component (GO): cytosol
Molecular function (GO): ATP binding; glutathione binding; glutathione synthase activity
Source: RefSeq, a predicted model, not a curated record